This is a messenger RNA of Carica papaya (papaya), 1266 nucleotides long. RefSeq lists its product as uncharacterized. The record is from RefSeq and is a predicted model, not a curated record. Lineage: Eukaryota; Viridiplantae; Streptophyta; Magnoliopsida; Brassicales; Caricaceae.
GAACGGAAUAAUGCACCAAUAUAUAUAUAUGCUUCUUGACUCGGCUUCCUGUACGCCACGCUUUGUAGCUUAUCAAGCACGAUUUGCGGCUUCAGGAAGCAUAGAGAAGGGAGAGGGGAAGCUUCAAGGUUUAGUUUUGAAUUCUGGUAUCCGUCUAUUGAUUCUCUUCUUCCUCUUCUCUCUCUCUCUUCAUCGCUGUCUUUGAAGGAUGGCGUGUAAGGCGAUUGUUUGCGGACGAGGAGUUGGGGAAGGAAAUUGUUCGCUUCUUCGCGGAAAUCCGGAUCUUCGCAAUGCUCCGUCGCGUUCGUGUUUGUUAUCCCCGAUAACCCAGCGCCGGCGUGUUCGGUAUCCAUCCGUCGGGAAGCUUUCUGUUUCGGCGGCGAAACAAGAGCGGCAGAUCCGGAAGGAGGAGAAGUGGAGGAAAGACGACGCCGUUUCGUCGGGGGAGAAGGUGGAUGAGUGGAUGAGAGAGUCGGUGGUGGAUAUCGUGAAGAAUCUUACCGGAGCGCCGCUGUUGGUGCAAGUGUAUGGGGAAGACAACGGGACGGUGAAGACGAGGACGGAGAAGGCGGAGGAGUGGGGAUUGGUGAAGAGGAAGUGGGAGAAAGGAGAGGAUCAGUUGCCGGAAGGCGUGAUAUUCGUUGAGCAAUUGGAGGAUGAGCGUAGAAUCAGGAAGAAAGAGUUGCUAAUCAACAAUGGCGAUCGCGAUAAUGAUGAUUUGGAUUCUGGUAAUUGUAGAUGUAAUGAGGAGGAGGAGGAGGGGACGAGGGCAUGGGGGUUGGUGGUGCAGGGGAGAGGGAUGGAUUGUGGACCAGUGUGUUACCUGUUGAAGACGAGUAGGGUCGGGUCGGAGUCGGGUUCGGGUGUGGGAAUGUGGUGUACCCAUUUCUGUCUGGUGAGAGUGAGUAGUUUCAGGGAGACGACGGAGAGUCAACUGAAGAAUUGUUGGCUGUCUCAGCUCCAAUUGCAGGGUGGGCAUUCUGAGUAAAUAAAAAUGGUUGAAUCAGAAUUGAGAGUAAAUAGGAUUUUACUGAUUUCUUCUCUGUAAAUUUGACUUAGAUCACACAAACAAUUCAAUGGUAAUAACCCAAUUUUUCUUUUUCUUUUUUUUUUUUCUCAUACAAUCCUCCUCAACCCAAUUACACAAUUAUUUCAUCCGCCUAUGAACAAUCCUUUGAAGUUUGAACCAGAUCCGCCAUCGUUCUAAAUUUUAGAGGUCGAACCAGGCUUUAACUCUCAAGGAGAAGAAAAUUAACAGGGCUCACA